Molecule: messenger RNA, 5833 nt
Organism: Oryzias melastigma (Indian medaka)
Lineage: Eukaryota; Metazoa; Chordata; Actinopteri; Beloniformes; Adrianichthyidae
Gene: epha4l
Product: eph receptor A4, like
Exons: 18
Coding region: 507-3479 (990 amino acids)
Biological process (GO): protein phosphorylation; axon guidance; cell surface receptor protein tyrosine kinase signaling pathway
Cellular component (GO): plasma membrane; neuron projection
Molecular function (GO): ATP binding; protein binding; transmembrane-ephrin receptor activity
Source: RefSeq, a predicted model, not a curated record
GGACAGAAACUGAGGCUUCGUUUUCCACUCAGUGCAUGCAGCUUCUGAUUUGUUCAUGUCGAUCUGAUUUAUGUUUUUUUUCCCUGCGCGCUCCCACCAAAACACUGCACCUUCCAGUUUGGUUAGAAAUCUCAGCAGGUGCGUGGAGGUCGCGUGACUUCAGACUUGUCUUGGAAAUGUCCAGCAGGAAAACCGCCAGCUCAGAGAAUCAUCAUCUCGUCGUGUGAGUCAGUGCAGUGUCACCUCUGGUGCGUGAGUGAGCUGGGGGUGCGCUGCAGGGCAGAUUAUCUGCGCCCCCCUCCGACCCCCUCUCCGUGGGGAUUGACGGGUGCGCGUCAGAGCGCGCGGACCCGCCUCCUGCCCGCGGAGCGCUCGGUGAGUCUCUGCCGCUGCUGUCCGCCUCAAACCCAAAUUCCGCUGGGAAGGAGAGGGAGGGCGAGAAGAGCGAGCAGGACCCGACCGGAGAGCGACGGAACCGAGAGGACGCGGACGGAGCAGCGGCACAAAUGGCACUCAUGGCAGGGAUUGUCUUCACGCUCGUUUUUCUCAUUUCUGGGAUUUUUGCUCUCGGUUCUUCUGCAAGGAUAUACCCCCCAAAUGAAGUCACGUUGCUGGACUCCAGAUCCGUGCAGGGGGAGCUGGGAUGGGUGGCCAGCCCGACAGAAGGAGGGUGGGAGGAAGUGAGUAUUAUGGAUGAAAAGAACAUCCCCAUACGAACGUACCAGGUGUGUAACGUCAUGGAGCCAAAUCAGAACAACUGGCUCCGCACCGACUGGAUCCCCCGUGGAGGCGCUCAGCGUGUCUACAUCGAGAUCAAGUUCACCCUGCGGGACUGCAACAGUCUUCCGGGGGUCAUGGGAACCUGCAAGGAAACCUUCAAUCUUUACUACUACGAGUCCAACAAUGACAAAGAGCGCUACAUCCGCGAGAACCAGUUUGCCAAGAUCGAUACUGUCGCCGCAGACGAGAGCUUCACUCAGGUGGACAUCGGCGACCGCAUCAUGAAGCUGAACACGGAGGUCCGGGAUGUGGGCGCCUUGAGCCGAAAGGGUUUCUAUUUGGCCUUCCAGGAUGUUGGGGCCUGCAUCGCCCUGGUUUCAGUCAGGGUCUUCUACAAGAAAUGUCCGUUGUCUGUGCGGAAUUUGGCACAGUUUCCCGACACCAUAACUGGAGCUGACACCUCCUCCCUGGUGGAAGUCCGAGGUUCGUGUGUGGAUAAUUCCGAGGAAAAGGAGGUUCCCAAAAUGUACUGUGGAGCCGAUGGAGAGUGGUUAGUGCCCAUAGGAAACUGUCUUUGCAACCCAGGAUAUGAGGAACGCAACUCAGAGUGCCAAGCUUGUAAAAUUGGUUACUACCGCGCCCUCGCCACCGACGGCCUCUGCUCCAAAUGCCCGCUGCACAGUUACUCCGUCAGGGAAGGCUCCACCUCCUGCGCCUGCGACAAGGGAUAUUUCCGUUCUGAAACAGAUCCGGCGUCCAUGCCCUGCAGCCGUCCUCCGUCUGCACCUGUUCACCUCAUCUCCAAUGUGAAUGAGACCUCUGUGAACCUGGAGUGGAGUCCUCCUCGGAGCACAGGCGGGCGCCAGGAUUUGACGUACAACGUUGUGUGCAAACGCUGCGGCCCCGACGGCCGCCGCUGUCAGGCCUGCGGUAACGGCAUCCACUUCAGCCCGCAGCAGCUGAGCCUGAAGGGAACCAGGGUGUCCAUCAACGAGCUGCAGGCCCACACUAACUACACCUUUGAAGUGUGGGCGGUGAACGGCGUAUCGUCUCAGAGCCCAGGCCCAGAGCAGGCCGUAUCCGUCACCGUCACCACCAACCAGGCUGCUCCGUCUCCAGUGACCUCCAUCCAGGCCAAGGAUAUCACCAGACACACCAUCUCGCUGGCCUGGCAGCCUCCAGAGAGGGCCAAUGGAGUCAUCCUCGAGUAUGAGGUCAAAUACUAUGAGAAGGACCAGAAUGAAAGAAGCUACCGCAUCAUCAAAACAUCGUCCAGAAACACAGAAAUUAAAGGCCUCACCCCCCUAACCUCCUACGUCUUCCACGUGCGCGCCAGGACCGCGGCUGGCUACGGGGAAUUCAGUGGCCCCUUCGAGUUCAUGACCAACUCCGUGCCAGCUCCAAUUAUCGGAGAUGGAGCCAACUCCACCGUGUUGCUGGUGUCGGUGGUGGGCAGCGUGGUGCUCCUCAUCAUCCUCAUCAGUGCUUUUGUCAUCAGUCGAAGAAGGAGUAAAUACAGUAAAGCCAAGCAGGACUCUGACGAAGAGAAGCACUUACAUCAAGGAGUGAGGAUUUACGUUGAUCCUUUCACCUAUGAAGAUCCUAAUCAAGCUGUCCGGGAGUUUGCCAAGGAGAUCGAUGCGUCCUGCAUCAAGAUCGAGAAAGUCAUUGGCAUCGGGGAGUUUGGCGAGGUGUGCAGUGGCCGCCUGAAGAUGCCGGGCAAGAGAGAGAUCUGCGUGGCCAUCAAGACGCUGAAGGCGGGCUACACGGACAAGCAGAGGAGGGAUUUCCUGUCUGAGGCCAGCAUCAUGGGGCAGUUUGAUCACCCCAACAUCAUUCACCUGGAGGGCGUGGUCACCAAAUGUAAGCCUGUGAUGAUUAUCACAGAGUACAUGGAAAACGGAUCACUGGAUGCUUUUCUGAGGAAGAAUGAUGGCCGUUUCACAGUCAUCCAGCUGGUUGGCAUCCUGCGCGGCAUCGCCUCAGGGAUGAAGUAUCUGUCAGACAUGAGUUACGUGCACCGCGACCUGGCAGCUCGCAAUAUCUUAGUCAACAGCAAUCUCGUGUGCAAGGUUUCUGACUUCGGCAUGUCCCGAGUGCUGGAGGACGACCCGGAGGCUGCUUACACCACCAGGGGAGGCAAGAUCCCCAUUCGAUGGACAGCCCCAGAGGCCAUAGCUUACAGGAAGUUCACCUCCGCCAGCGAUGUGUGGAGCUACGGCAUCGUCAUGUGGGAGGUGAUGUCAUAUGGCGAGCGGCCAUACUGGGACAUGAGCAACCAAGACGUGAUCAAGGCCAUUGAUGAGGGCUAUCGGCUGCCUCCGCCCAUGGAUUGCCCGGUCGCCCUCCACCAGCUCAUGCUGGACUGCUGGCAGCGAGAGCGGGCAGAUCGGCCGAAGUUUGGACAGAUUGUCAACAUGUUGGACAAGCUGAUCCGCAACCCCAGCACCCUGAAGAGGACCGGGGGCGAGGCCACUGUCAGGCCCAGCACCACUACUCUGUUGGAGCCAGGGAGCCCCGAAGCGUCCUCAGCUGUGAGCACGGUGGAAGACUGGCUGCAGGCCAUCGGCAUGGAGAGAUACAACGACAACUUCACUGCAGCAGGAUACACAAGUCCAGAAGCUGUAGUCCACAUGACACAAGAGGACAUGACCCGCAUAGGCAUCUCUUCAGCAGCACAUCAGAACAAGAUCUUGACCAGUGUCCAAGGAAUGCUGUCCCAAAUGCAACAGAUGCAAGGCAGAAUGGUUCCUGUCUGAGAGAACCAAACAAAGACAAAGGAAGCAAACGGACUCUGUUUCUUCUAAGAAAAUGAAUAAUUAACAAAAAAGAAGUAAAAAAAAAAAAAUAAUAAAACAGACAAAAAAUAGUUUACCUCAUCCAUGCACUUUAAUUUGGAUCUUAAAAAAAGAAGAUGCUGAUGAAGAAAAACACUAGUGUCUCAAACAGCAUUUUUUUUAAAAAACGAAUCCGCCCUUUGCCCUGCCCUUUCUGUUGUUCCGGGGAACGGGACACUUCUGUCGACAGCAUUUAAGGAUAGACGUGGAUACGGCUGGAAAAGUGCUUCCGAAAGGCCAAUCCGGAGUGCCUUUAAUGGUCCGGAAGGAAAAGUGAGGAGGAUCACACCUUUCUUCCCUCUUCUAUCUAAAUGUUUUGGAACUUUCCUUCUGGAAUAUCCCAAAAAGCAGAUUUUAUUUUGCUUUAUUUACUGUGGCUGUUUGCUGUACAUGAACUGUGUCUGCGGGACUCGUAGUUUUUCUGCUCCGCUGGAUUUGUGGAUCUGCUCCUCUCAGACUCAGAUGGAGGAUCCUACCAUCGCAGGGAAAGGGGGAAUCUCCGGAGAGGCGGAGGGUUGGGUUCUGGAGGAAGAAACUGGUUCACGGAAGGCUUUUUUUUUUUAGUUUUUCACUUAGCGUGUGUUCUCUGUUGUUCUCCAAAAACAGCAGAUUUGUUGCCCUCAGGACAUUACAGAGAAUGUCUUUGAUCUUCCAGAGGAGCCUUCCCACUCCCCUGUCUUCCCAAAAAUGCCCUCCUGCACCUUCAAUAAACAACUGGAUUCUUCCAUUUAUCUCCCAUCGGAACCAAAACUCUCACUCCUCCUGCUGGACUUAAAUUCCUCCUCUCAGGCGGAUGGACUCACCUGUCAGGGCCUGUCACCUGUCAAGCUCAACUGAAGGAUCUUUUGUUGUUUUUGCUAUAUUCAUUUGCUCAAAGGGAAGCAUGGACUUGGAUUUUAAUAAAGAGCCAUCAAGAAAAGAACUGAAGGAUUUUUCAUCAAGCUGCUGUCAUCGAUCAUACGCAGGAUCUCGCCUGCCUUCUCCAAAAUUCUUCCUCUCUGUUGUACUUCUCCUGCACCCCCUCCUCAUCUUGGAGGACCUCCUGCAACAACAACAUGCCCCCCCCUUGUCAAGCGCCGGCGUCACAGCACAGCCACUGACAGACCUGCCAACCAGCGCCGAGCUGGACCGAUGGAGCAGCUUCAGAAAGAGAGGAAGAAGAAUGUAACAUCAAAGAAAGUCCUUUAUUUUGAAAAGUUUCAUUUUUUUGUGGCUUUUUUCUUGAUUCCUCUGUUUGCAUGUAGACUUUGACUUGUGUGAAUGAGGUGUUUCUGUGUGUAGCUGAGUGAUGAAGUCCUGUUGUGUGUGUGUUUUCAUGCCACUGUGCAGGAGGAGGCGAUAACAGAUGUAUAGUUUUUGAUAUGAAAAAGAACAAGAAGAAACUCUGACUUUUGCUGUCGUCUUAAAACAAAUCUAAAAAAAAAAAGGAAGGAGAAUUUAAGACGUUACACUCACUUUGUGCAAACUCAGCAACGGCAUUUAUCAGGACAGCUUUCUGGAUCGGAACUCAUUUCUGCUUCGGCAGGAACAGCUGCUUGCAAAUGAACAGCUAUCUGUGGCUGCAGUUUCCUGUACAGAACCAGAGUUUGGACCCUCCGAGAUCAGCUCACGUGGAGGAUAAGGAGAAAAAGACGGACCAGCACACAGCAAAGGAAUGGAAGAGUGCACGGAAAACGGCAUCAAAAAUGUUGAUUUUAUUCUUCCACAGCACAUCAUACAGCUACAGGGUUUACCCAAUGGGACUCUUUUCUCUAUUACUUUCGCUCUACUCAUGUGAAUGUUUUUGAUCUCCAAGGAUACAGAAACACCUCCGUCCUUAAUGCAACUCUGCAGCUCGCUCCCGUUGUCGGCCAUGCCUUUGUUUUCCGGGGAUUUAAUCUUUUGAAAAAGGACCUGUUUGGAAAUAUGCAAGAGGUGUUGGGAAGGAGAAGGAAACUAGAAUGUACUGUAAAAUACUUUUUUCCUUUACUUAAAUGUUCAAUAAGUUGAAAAAAAAAUUAAAUGAAAAAAAAAAAGUAACAAAACGCAAGAGUUAAUAUUUGUCAUUGUAUGCCUUCUGAUGCCAUAUGAUCCAGCCACGUAGAUCUAACAUUCUCUUUUUGUAUUUCCUUUUGACAUGAUCAUGCUUUUGUUUUCUUGUUUUGGUCAAGGAGCUCUAGGUACAUGUAACUUAUGUCAUUUAUUUAUGUCCUUUUAUAUCUAGUUUGUAAAAUAAUAGCCUAAAGUGAAGAAAAUAAAGGGGUGCCAAAGGUGCAUUCUUAUCAAAGUAGAAGCAA